AUGGUCGAUAUAUAUCAUCUCCGAGACCAAUUCAGGCUGAUCUGGAAUAAUUGGCGAAGUGUUCACGAUGACAACGUCAAAUGUGAUGAAUCGCGGCCGAUUCAAGUCCGCUUAGUCAUCACUUCCCAAAUCUCACCACCAAUCAACAACACGUCGGCCACAGCUUUCCAAUCCUCUCCUUGUCGACACUGCGGACAUCUGGACGCAGAGAUGUUCGGUGAUGACUUUCAAAUAUCGCGACUCGCGGUUCCAGCCGUCAGCAUUUUGAUCGCCUUUCUAGCGUAUACCUCACAGUAUUUCUUCCUCCAUUUCGAAUCCGUGCCUCUCCGGAAGGAUGAAGUCUGGAAGAUCAACAUCUUUGCCCUGUGUAUCUGGGUCUCUUAUUUCAGAUCUUGCUAUGUAGAUCCUGGCCGGCUUCCUGCAAGCCAGAAGACUGCCAAUUCCAGCCCAGAGGAGAAGGCCAAGGCCACCCGGCGUCAGCGAUGGUGCCGUAGAUGUGAGGCAUACAAGCCACCACGGGCGCAUCAUUGCAAGACCUGCCAAAGAUGCAUUCCCAAGAUGGACCACCACUGCCCAUGGACAUCGAACUGUGUAUCACAUUUUACCUUCCCGCACUUUUUCCGCUUCUUGUUCUUUGCCGUUGUCGGCAUGGGCUACCUCGAAACUUUGAUCUGGGAACGGGGAUCUGUUGUUUGGGGUAGUCGAAAUCUGCCUAGUUAUCUUGGUCCCAGUCUUGGACAACUUUGUCACCUGUUUCUACUUUUCGUUGUGAACAGUGUCACAGUUUUUGCCCUGUUCAUCCUUCUUGUGCGAGUCCUGUAUUCGGUCUUGUUCAACAUCACAACGAUUGAAUCAUGGGAAAUAGAGAGACACGAGACCCUUGUGCGGCGAGCCCGCGUUAUGGGUGGGUAUCUUGACGCCCCGGGAGGCCAAAAGAUCAGAAUCAAGAAACAGGAGUUCCCAUAUGACAUCGGGAUUUUCUCCAACAUAAGCCAGGCAAUGGGAACUAUCAAUAUCUUCAGCUGGUUCUGGCCUUUUGCAACAACCCCAGACCGGAAAUCUGGUUGGGAGUUCCCCAUUAAUGAUUUUGAAGCCCGUGGAGUGUCUUGGCCACCACCCGAUCCCGAUCGUAUUCCUCUCCCAGCGCCGGCACCUUCUACCUCUACUUCGCCGGGGCUCCAAACCUACGCAUCCGCUCGUGAAGAGAUUGAAGCAUUUAACCGUCGCCAGUCGGAUGAUAUGAACCGCCGUCGGCAAUUUUCAAAUGUGCAACGGCGCAGACGUUUCCACGAACGAGUACAAAAGGUCGACCAGGAUGGCAGCGAAGAUGAGGGCCAGCCUGGACCUAUCUAUGGUGAUGACUCUGAUGAUGGUGAAGAGUCAUGGCGAAACGCUGAUGGAGAGCGCCUCCGUGAUUUUGGCGUGGAUGAAGAUGUGGAGUUCUACGACGAGGACGAUAUCCCCUUGGCUGUCCUCAUGGAACAGCGGAGACGGGCUCAAACAGAAGUUCAAGCAGCGACCAAGAAAUACUUAUGCCCAGAGAUUGAGAUGUUGCCCGAGGAAUCGAGAUCUAUGGGCAUUAGAACCUGCGUUGGCCAUGGAAAGCAAGAGCGGCUUGGCAUGCUUUUUAGUGAAGCUCUAUCAAUGUUCACCAUCCAUUUCGUUAUGGAGAAAACGAACUAUUUACCUAGACAGCCUGUACUUGACAUUGAGAGGUGGCUCUCCCACGAGACAAUGGUUGACGAGAAUGACGUCACCAUCGAGGAAAGCAUUCGCCUUAAAUGUCUUACACGGGCCACUGCAACUGCGAGAGCGUUAACGUCACGCUUCCUCGGCAACCCGCCAACUCCGUUUUAUGCCACUGGUAUGGCUUUGACACCUUUUGGAAGUCGAUUAUGGACGUUCUCCGUCAACUACUUCAUCUCAGAGGAUGAUAUGACAGUGAAAGACCCUACAACUGCUUUGAAGGUGUACGAAGAUAAGAAGACUGCUAGUGGAAAUGUUAUUGGGUCCAAUAUUUACCACGAGCCCAAAGUUUCCUGGAAAGGCAUUCCUGAAGGCGACAUUGUUCGACAAGGUCUCGCCAAGGGACAGCGAGGUGUUUUCGAACAGGCGCCUAGAGCUUUGAUGACCGAAGGGGUUUAA
Messenger RNA from Penicillium atrosanguineum, 2145 nucleotides. RefSeq names its product putative palmitoyltransferase with autoacylation activity Pfa4 (gene pfa4). NCBI's taxonomy places the organism in Eukaryota, Fungi, Ascomycota, Eurotiomycetes, Eurotiales, Aspergillaceae. Gene Ontology annotation, cellular component: endoplasmic reticulum; Golgi apparatus; endoplasmic reticulum membrane. The coding region runs from base 1 to 2145 and encodes 714 amino acids. The transcript has 10 exons. Gene Ontology annotation, biological process: protein targeting to membrane; peptidyl-L-cysteine S-palmitoylation. Gene Ontology annotation, molecular function: protein-cysteine S-palmitoyltransferase activity. The record is from RefSeq and is a predicted model, not a curated record.